AUGGACGAGGAGAAUUCGGUGGCUGCUGCUGAUUUUGCUGGUUUGAGCACCCAUUUCAGGGGCAGGAAGAGGAUUCAGAGGAGGGAGGCGAGCUGGGCCAUAAGGAGCAUGCAAGACAAGAUGAUGGAUCUUAUGGAUGUUGAAAAAUGCAUGCAGAGAAUGAUGCUUUGGAAGCUGAUAUGGACUUCGAAUCAAACUCAGUCCCACCGUACCUCCAACCAGACAAGGAGACUGAUCUUUAUUCUCAGCUUAACUAACCUGCUGCACCAACUGGUCAUGCAGCAGUCCCGGCAAACCGGCAGCAGGAGGAUGAAGUGGGACUGUCUACAGUGCCACACGCCUCAAUUUGUACCUCAAAACUAA
Aegilops tauschii subsp. strangulata is the source of this 363-nucleotide messenger RNA. Lineage: Eukaryota; Viridiplantae; Streptophyta; Magnoliopsida; Poales; Poaceae. The record is from RefSeq and is a predicted model, not a curated record.